This is a messenger RNA of Lymnaea stagnalis (great pond snail), 5332 nucleotides long. The record is from the annotation of a GenBank genome assembly. NCBI's taxonomy places the organism in Eukaryota, Metazoa, Mollusca, Gastropoda, Lymnaeidae.
UUUACAACGGCGGUUGUAAGCUCGGAAACCAGUGAGUGGUAAAAGAAAAGAUCUGGCUCAUUCAGCAUAUGCUGGAUACUCUAUGGGUUUUGGCAUGGAGGAAAGCUCUAUGGAAAACUUUCAAAAGAUUGAAAAGAUCGGAGAAGGAACGUAUGGCGUUGUUUACAAAGCUCGUGAGAAAGGGUCAGGCAAACAUGUUGCUUUGAAAAAAAUUAGACUAGACGCGUAAGUCAGUUAGCUAUUUUUCUUCUUUUUCAUUGCUAAGCAUACAUUUUCAAAUUUCUUUGUUCACAACUGACAACUGUAUUUCAAAAUAUUACUGAACAAAUUGUAAAUAUUUAUUUUAGUAAUAAGUUAGUAGACAUAAUGGUUGUGGACUUUUUUUUCCCAAGCGAAAAAUUAAAUUGCAAAGUGUAUCAAAACGCAUCGGCAUCUUUUAACUAAUGUCUAAUGUCAAUGUUCCUAUCGUCCUUCGACCUUGUAUUUAAAAUAUUUAUAAUUAUAUUACUACUAACUGAAACUGUGUUAUAGUUUAUAAAAAAUGGCCUACUGGUGGUGUAAGCCUACAUUUUACUAUUAUACUUAUACACAUGGGUGGGCCAAAAAAAGGGAGAUGGGGAUGGUUGUGAGAGUAUUCUACUCUGUAUAGUCUUAUAGUAUAAUAAUUUAUAAUCAAAUCCUAUUUAUUUUUUUCUCAGUUCCAUUCUGAUUCGUUGAUUUUGAAUGUCUUAUACUUAACAUUGUUAUAUUUGGCAUUAGUUUUCUCAUCAUAUCUCAUAGGCGUAGACCACGGUAUGACCUAAUCAGUAUCCAUUAUAAUCCAUCCAUCUGCCCCAGCAGAUCCUUACUAAUACUAAUUUAAUACUAACAUAUGCAGGCUUCACUGUAUUAUAGUGAUCUUCUGUUUCCCUUACUUUUUUAAAAAUAAAAUCUUUUAACAUUUCCUGUCAAUCAUAUCAUUCCAAGAUUUUCAGAUUUCAUAUGCGUCCAUUUCUGCAAUAAAAAAUAAUUUCCUGUCAAUCAGGUCAAUCUCAAUCUUACUGUCUCAGAUUAAUUAUUAUUUUUUCUAUUGUUAUUGUUCUCUGUUCUUUUUUUUUUUUUCUGUCAAAACCACCGCUGUUUUGAUUCGUCUUUCUUCAGGGUUUCCCUACCAUGUGUGCUACAUUUCUUAUUGCACUGAGCACACUUGCCUUGUAGACUGUUUGGUCCUCUCUGUGGGGGCUUGGUAUGUUCAAUCUGAUAAUAGCUGCAUCUUUAGAUAUCUUUCUGUGUAAAUCAGAGGUUCCAAAACUGUGUCAGGGCUUCAUUACAAACAGCACAGAGUGAAAAACGAUUCAAUAUCUACUUCUAACCUUGGGCAAGCCUGGAUGCACUAAGGGCCCUGCGACUUCAAAAGUUUUUGGAACUUUUGUUGUACAUCUUUACCUUUCAAAAGCAAACUGCAGAUGGGGAAUGCAAGGAAUGUGAACUCCUCAACUUGUGUCUGUUGUGGAAAAUGUUACUUUUAGCGCAAUUGCAUAUUCUUCAUUAAGACGAUCAUUCCAAACUUAUGAUUGAGUAAUAGAUACUAUAUUGUUAUGUGACUGAAGAAUUAAAUAGGCCUAAUGCAUAUAUUUAAUUGCUUUUAAGGAUUAUAUUAAAUAAAAAAAUUCAUAUUUGUCUUAGGGAAAGUGAGGGUGUCCCUAGUACAGCAAUCAGGGAGAUUUCUUUGCUAAAAGAACUUGAACAUCCAAAUGUUGUUAGGUAAGUGGGUUUUCUAUUAUGUUCACCUUCACUGUUUACUUAUUGCUUCUUUUUUUCACUUUGCAUCAUUAUAUUUUAUACUUACUUAAAAUAUUUACAUUUUUAUCAUGCUGGUAAAACCAUAUAGACUUUAAUAUGGUACUUACAAUAACAAUGUGUUGAAGCAUCAGGCUAUUUAUUAACUAGACCACUUUUUAAAUGAUAAUGUCUUAAUUUUUUUAAUUAAUUAUUUCAGACUUCUGGAUGUGAUUCACUGUGAUAUGAAAUUAUAUCUUGUAUUUGAAUACCUCACCAAAGAUCUGAAAAAAUAUAUGGAUUCCUUUCCAAGCAAUGAACAUAUCAAUCCAGCACUCAUAAAGGUUGUUCCACCAUUUUUUCCUCCAAAUCAUAAUGUAUGUUAUGUACUUAUUUAUUGAGAUAAAAUUCAUAAUUACUACUGAGUAUUACACUUUACAAAAUAUUCAUAUACCCAGUAGUUACUUCUGUACAUAUUUUUUUCUGUUGUUCUUUGAAUGCCAAAGAUCUUUCUUGAUCACAAGCAGAAUGAUUACCUUUUAUGUCCUUUUUUUAAAAAUAUUAAUAAUGAAUGAAAAGUAUUGUACCGUACUGUUGUGAUUGAAUUAUUACCUUUUUCUUAAAUAUGAACUCUGAUAAAGGUACUUCAUGUUCUGCUAUUACUAAAUAAUAUCUCAAUUUGAUGUUAUUGUGACCUAAUAUUUCAGAGCUACAUGUACCAGUUACUCAAUGGUAUCUCAUACUGCCACUCACACAGAGUACUUCACAGGGACUUAAAACCUCAAAACUUACUUAUAGACAUGGAAGGCAAUAUCAAAUUGGCAGAUUUUGGACUUGCAAGGGCUUUUGGGGUGCCAGUCAGAACCUACACACAUGAGGUACUUUAAUAGCUUUAUAGUAUGUUUAUUUAACAUAUAUUUACAAAUAGAAGACAGGGUCCCUAAUAAGGAAGAAUAGCCAAGGCUAUCAAGCAGCUUAAAUUUGGACCAUGGGGAUACACAGCUACAAGAUCCACAGGCUGUCUUCCUCCGAAACAGAUCAUGCACAGACCAAAUUGCAACUUUAUGCAUCAUUGUAAAACAGUCCUUAAAUUGAACUCCCCCUUUAUCUAAAGUUCUCCGGCAUCAUGGUGUACCAGGAAAACUGGUCAGGAUCAUUCAGAUUUCUUAUGAAGAAAUGACAUUCUGGGUGGUGCACAAAAAUAGACUCGCAGAUGACUUUAAAGUGGAAACAGGAGUCAGACAAGGAUUUCUCUUGUCCCCCUUCCUAUUCAACCUUGCCACUGACUGGAUAAUGAAAAAUCCCCAGACAUACGAGGAAUGAGAUCUAGUGUACACCCCAUGAACAACUGAAUGACCUAGAGUUUGCAGGCAAUGUUGCACUUCUGUUCAAUGCAUGAAAAGACAAGUAUGUAGCCACCAUUUCAGCACAGCUUGGACUCAAUGUCAAAGAACAUGAAGAUAAACUCAAGUAAACUAACAGAGAAUAUAGUGGAGGCAUUUCACCUACUUGGGCAGCACCAUUGACAUAAAUGGUGGAUCAGAAGCUGAUGUCAGGAAAGGCUAAGUCAACAUGUGUGCUAUUAAAGAAUAUAUGGUAUUCAAAGGAGCUGACUCUGCAAACUAAAGUCAGAAUUUUCAACACAUCUGUCAAAACUAUUCUGCUCUUUAGAGCCGAAUCUUGGAGAACAUCAAGCAGAAAGUACAGACAUUCAUAGUUGCCUUUGAAAGAUCCUGAACAUAAAAUGGCCAAAUAUCAUCACCAACAAGGAGUUACAAACAGCCGAUUGCUGAAGGCAUGGUAAGGCAAAUAUAGCAGUGGAUAAGCCACACUCUUUUUAAACUGCCAAAUAACAUUACCAGAGCAUAGAACUGCUACCAUUGGUAUUGGAUGGUGAUUCACAAAGAAUCUUGUCCCUGGUUUCCACCUUCGCAAUAGUUAAUAUGGAGCCCAAGACCGGAGGCUCUCAUCAAACUAAUUUUACAGCCUCGUGUUAUGUCUGGCUCAGAGCGCCACCAGACCAGACAAUCCCUAACACAGAAUCCACAAGGAAAAGGGUAGAGAUGAACGCCAGAGAAUACAUGGAGAUGUGAGCUAGAGAGACACAUGAAGUAUGUGACAUGCCUAGAAGCAACUGAAAAGGAAAGCACAGGGCCGAGUUGAAUGGAAAAUUCUUGUAGACAGCCUAAGCCCUAGUAAUUAUGGAAAGCAAUAUUAAUUUGGACUUGCAUGUGUUUUUGGGGUGCUCGUCAGAAGUUACACACAUAUGUACUUUAUGUGAAUUACAUUUCUCAUUGAAAUUGUAAGAAGUAUCACAUAUUUAAAAUAUACUUUUAUUAUUUUGCUAUAAGAUCUCUCUCAAGUGCUUUAGAAGGUGUAAAGAAGACUGAAAACCUUAUUUGCCUCAUACUUUUUGCAAAAAUAUUAUAAAUUAUAUAUUUAAUUUUAAUGCUUUCUUUAAUUAUUAUUUUAAUUAUUUGGUUUACAUAUCAUUUUGAACAAAUCUAAAAUAAAAAAUGUUCCAUGAUAUGACAAUGUGUUAAGUUGCCAUUUAGGAUGGAUUCAUGUUUAAAAAAAAAAACUGCUGAAGGAUUAAUAUGAUUAAAUUAUAACAUUUUGUUGUGUGUUCAUAGGUUGUGACUCUAUGGUACAGAGCACCUGAAAUAUUGCUGGGCAGCAGAUUCUAUUCAACCCCAGUUGAUGUGUGGAGUCUGGGCUGUAUAUUUGUUGAGAUGGUAAGCAAUGAGUUCAUUUAUUUCUGUGGCCUACUGUGUUAUAUUAAAUACCAAUAUGUUUAUUUAAUUUUCCCAAGAAAAUGAUUUUAAGGGACUUUCACUAAGCCUUCACAUUGGAUCUCAAUUAGCAGAGAGAUUAAUAGUCCAAGUCAAUCACAUAAUAAAGGAUGCAGCAUUAUGCUAUGCUCAUGAUGCCUUUCAUAGUCCAUUUUAGAAGCCACAGUGCCUCUGUUGACAAUGGUAGUUGAAAUCUCUAUAAUUUCUUAUGAUUCAGUAUUGAAGUAAAACAUUUGAUUCUUCUCAAUGCUUUGUACUAGGAAUGCUUACAACGAAGCUUAUAUAUAUUGACUUAGGUUCGGAUACAGUACAAAUGAGCAAUUCCUGUACUUUGUGCAUUUAGUUAAUUUUUCUAGUGUAAACAUUUUUCCCAAAAUUUUUAUUUUAAUAAUUAGUGAAUUUUAUUAGCAAUUAGAAAAUUGACGUCAAAGUCCAUGGUGAGAAAGUUAUAGUCAGUCAUUAAAUAUUUCCCUAAAAGUGGAGAACUUAUUGAGAAAUGGCUGCUUAUCAGAGUCCAAAAGGGUUAAAUGUUUCGAUAAAAGUUUUAAAAUUCUAAAUACAUAUCAUACCUAGUAAUUUAAACAAAUUAAUCUGUUUUGAGUCAAGGAGAUAUAUAUUGAUGAAGAUAUAUAUUAAUUGUUAUAACCAUGUAAUCAAAUUUUUAUUAACAACAUUAUAUUUUUGUUUUUGUUUAUUUUUAUAUAUGCCAGGUUAGAAGACAAGCUUUGUUUCCAGGUGAUUCUGAAAUUGACCAGCUCUUCAGAAUUUUUAGAACAUUGGGU